Messenger RNA from Protopterus annectens (West African lungfish), 3196 nucleotides. RefSeq names its product RIC3 acetylcholine receptor chaperone (gene RIC3). Gene Ontology annotation, biological process: synaptic transmission, cholinergic; protein localization to cell surface. Lineage: Eukaryota; Metazoa; Chordata; Ceratodontiformes; Protopteridae. The record is from RefSeq and is a predicted model, not a curated record. Gene Ontology annotation, cellular component: neuronal cell body; intracellular membrane-bounded organelle; neuron projection. The coding region runs from base 538 to 1722 and encodes 394 amino acids. The transcript has 7 exons.
CGUAGUCUUUAAGAACAUCAGGCUAUCUUGUAUGCAGGAGUGACUACACAGACAACCACUACCAAUCGUCUUCUGAGAGAGAAUUUUCUUAUUUUCACGAGAAUUAAAAAAAGAACUGAACAGAUGCAUGCUGAGGUGCUCCAUUUUCAAGAUUUGUUUUUUUUCUCUCCAAAAUAUUUACUAAACAGGAAUAACUCUUUUGCUGCUGACAUGUUACACCUGACCAGAAGUGAAAUUCAAUUACUGCAGGCAACCUGACAAGAAAGGCAAAACAGUUGCUUGUCAUUUUCUGCAGCGCUUAGUGGGGAGCUACCCAUCCCCCAAGCCUUCUUUGUCACUUCCUGCAGCUCCUGUGUUAUUCAUUCUCAUCCAGUCGAGUGUUGCCAAGUGAUAGGGAAGGCAGAACCAUCCUGAUCUCAAUGACAGACAGCACUUAUUUAAAAGAAGGGGAUUCUGAUGCGAAGUUGCCAUUGAGCUGGCACAUCUCUUGGGAGGUUAUUGGGUAACAACCCAGUAAUUGCUAUUAAAAGGGCAACAAUGAUGUCAACGUUUCAGAAGGUGGCACUGAUCUCCUGUCUUGUCCUGUGUGUCUCCUUGAUCCUGCCUAAAUUGUUUCUGACCAAAGGGAAGAAAGAAUCAGGGCAGUCUGAAGGAAUUUCUGGAUGGUUUCCACCAUUUGUGCAACGCCAGAAAACUAAUUUAGAGAGCAAGUCAAAAUGGUCAUCUGGUUCCCAUUUCCCUACAUCUCACCAUGCUGAUGCAACUGCAAGAGUCAGGACAGGAGGUGGUGGUGGAGGAAGUGGCAGAUCCAGUUUUAUGGGACAAGUCAUUCCGAUAUAUGGUUUUGGAAUUUUUCUUUACAUCCUCUACAUUCUGUUUAAGCUUUCAACAAAAGGCAAAACAUGCAAACCAGACAAGCUGAAUGCAAGAAAUGACAAUACAAAGAAGAAAAUUAGUGAUUAUGAACUCAGUCAACUUGAAGCAAAGUUAAAGGACACUGAAGAAGCUUUGGAAAAGAUUGUUUGUAGAGAGGCAUCUGGUCCUGGAAAAGUUACAAGUGUUACCUCAGACCAGGAGGAGAAGUUACUCAGUCAGCUGAAAGAAAUAACCCGAGUUAUGAAAGAGGGGAACUUGAUUGAUGAUGUAUCACCUGAGAUAGAAGCAGAGGAAGCCUCUUACCUGGAGGACUGGGAAGGUUAUCCAGAAGAAACCUUUCCUCUCUACUGUGAUUUAAAUUGCCACAGACACAGGUGUGGCACUGUCUUUGUAGAUCACCCUUAUUUUAGUCACCUCUCUGCUGAGCAAAUUGCUGAAGAGCUUGAAGAGGAAUUAGAAGAAGCAGAAGAUGCAAUGGAGAACCAGGGCUAUUUCUGUGGUAGAACAUUAGAACAGGAUGUAGCAAGACACAAAGAAGUCCAUCCUGUGCCAGUAGGACCAACGGAUGGUUUGGAGACCCAGUUAAAUAAGAAGGGGAAUGAGUCUCUUCUCAGAGAUAAAGACCAGAAGUUUUGCAGCUAUGACAAUAGUGAGGAAGAGGAGGAGAACCCAGCUGUCAUAGCAGAGAAUAUUGGGUUCACUUGUGAAAGCAGUGAAGAUGAAGAGAAGCUCACGGAAGAAAAUAGCACUGAUAUAAAUGAUACUGAAGAUAAAAUGAAAUGUGAUAUAGCUCACAAAAGUUUAGACAAACUGUUAAGAAAACGCAAUGCAAUUGGACUAGAAUAAACUUGAAUUGCACAGGAGCUAUGCUGCUUCUGUUCAGCUGUACAACUUCCUUUACAAGAAUCUGUGGCCUCUUGCUAAAAUAACUGUAUAGGAGAUAACAGUAAAUUGAAAUCUCACUGCUUAAUCCAUUAGAUGCAGGUGUGCACCUUUCCAAGCAUACUGAUGACUUGUGUUAAUGAAAACAAUGUGAGCACUUAAAUGAGCCCCACAUGAACACUCACAGUUCUAAUAUAAUUCUGUCUGUAUUCAAAAUGCUGUUUACUAUGAGUAGUAAUCUGCAUGCAAACAGAGUAGUUAGUGUCAGAUAAAAAAAAAUCACAUAGACUGAAUUCAAAAUGUAAUAAAUAAAUUGAUACAUAUUCAUUUUUUUCUGUCCUUUCACCCAUGUCUGCUGACCAUGGAGAACUAUCCAAUCAUACCUGAGCCACACUUUCAUGAACUGUCCAGAAGGCUGUCAUUCAGACAACCAUGAGAUUGUUUGUACCCCUUUCUAGGUUUGUUCCUCUUUUGGACCUGACACUGUUGCCAGGUGUCAUCGGCCACUUAUCCAAGGGACUCUUGCUUAUCUCCCAGACCAGGACCAAUAGGUUGCUACUCUUCUUCCUCGGACCCAGAACAACAUAGCAUCAUUUACCAGAAAUAGCUCACAUCAUGUAGAUCAGAGACGAUGGCAAUUUUCUUAAGACACUCCUCCUCCCUCUGGUGACUGAAGUGGGAAUUCACAUUACAAUGAGAGCUUCCUAUGCCUUCCCUCCACUUGUGUGAGCUCUCACUCUUAUGCAGUUGAGGGCUACCAUCUAUGGCUUGGGAGCACUAAGCCUAUGUCCCUUGCUCUACUGGCUGUUCUUAUCAUGGAGGGCUCCUACAUGGAUGGGAGUAAAGUGACUGAUCAGGACCCCCCAUUCUCCCUCCAUCCCAGGACGGUAAAACAUACACAUGCCAUUGAAUUAACAUUUCCCCAUCCCAGCUCUUCCAACACCAAGGCUGUCAUCUGUGCCAUAGUCAUGGAUUCUUUUUCCCCCUGUAUUACACACAGUUGGGUUUAAAAUCACAUUCUGGCAUAUUUUGUGCACAUAUUUCAAAACUCUUAAUUCCACAUUAUUCAUUUCUGAUCAUUCAGUGUUAUUCCUUACUUUUGAUGUGGAAAUCAACAUCUAUUUUACCAGAAUAAUGUACAGUCCUACAAUUUUCUUUUGUUUUUCUUUAAUGAGCUGUGAUAUACCAAAAUAACUUAAGCUAGUAGUAUGUUGCUAAGUAAUGAAAUGUAACCUCCAGUAUUAAAGCUGUUAUUUGGACUUCAGAGUAAUUUUACUUCUCUGUCACUCUUCCUGUACAACCAAAUUCAUUGAGCUACUACUAGUUAUUACUUAGUGUGGUAUUCAACAGACACUGACAAAAUAUCCAUCAUUAUUAAUAGGAAGGCCUUGUACAGGCAUUGCAUUGAUAUUUUUGAAUAAAACACCAUGACCUAAAA